UGUUAAAUUACACCCAGAGAGACAGCAGAGAGCUCAGUGUCAGUGUGUGUGCAGUGGAAAAAGGGGUUACUGACUUCUGAAGAGUAUCUGGGCUGAUUCUAAAGAACAACAGAGCCACCAGCUUUGUCUUGACACCAAUUCUCACCAUGGCUCUGACCAGCUCUUCAUCCAGCCGUUCCUCCUCUUCCUCGUUCCGCUCGUCAGCCUGCUACAGCAGUUCCAGCACCUACCGGUCAGAGGAGUCUGGCGGUGGGGCGGGGGACCCCCUGUUUGAGCCUUUCCUGGAGGCAGCAGGGGUGGGACCCCAAAGCCUGUUUGGAGAGGAGGGGGAUGUGGCCCCCUUGUGUCUGGCCCCCUUCAGCCGACACUGCAAAGACUCUUACGGGCACCCAGGCCCAACAAGUGGCACUGUGACAGGUCGUCCUGCCAGUAUGGGCAUGGUCAGAUCGUUGGGGGAAAGUUACUACAUGUCAGCUGACGUCAGUCAGUUUGAACCUCAUGACAUAGUGUUGAUGGCCUACAACCACAACAUAGUCAUCCACGCUGAAAAGGUGUUGGAGGAUGGGAGUGUCAGUGAUACUUUUACCCAUAAGACCCUGCUACCGGAGGACAUGGACCCCCUGUCGGUCAGUGGCACACUGACCCCUGAGGGCAUGCUGGUGGUCAGUGUCAUGAGGAUCCCCACUAUGAGGGUUAUGGAUCCUCCUACACCCCCUGCAUAUCGCUCUGAGGCCCACCUCUGACUUCAGAUCGGUUUCUAUUUUCACCCUCCAGUUUUAUACAUAGAAGAGAUGUGAUGUAGUCAAACGCUAUCGUUAAAAAAAUGAUUUGAUUUCAGUUGAUUUUUUAUUUUUGUUUAUGGGUUAAUGUUGAUUGUUGAUUUAAUAAAUGAAUCAAAGAAAAUGCAUAAAAAAAAAACAAAAGGUAUCUUUAACAUUGCACCAUAUUAAAGUAAGUAACAUGGGGUUUGGUUUAUAACAUACACACACAUCCUGGUCAAAGAAACGUUCAGGCCAGGUUACAGAUAGACCACCCCCCCCAUACUGAACACACUGGGUAGACCUGAGAUAGAGCUCUGUUCAUGAAUAAGUGACUAGCUAUUUCUUGCAUAUUUCCUGACAAUGAAUACUUGUUCAGAACCAUAGAGCCAGUAGUAUCUUGGAUGAUAAUUGGUCUGACAAGUUUUAAGAGAAGCAAAAAGAAAUGUCAUGCUUGUCAUCUCCUCUCACCAUUCUCCUAGCCUCUCGCUCACACAGUAUCAGUCGUAAGUCAGACAGAGUUUAGUUUGCUCAGGGAAACUUUCUUCAUAGAGCCCUCUGCACUUUUUUUUUGCAGCAAUUACAUCAAUCUGCCUGUCUGACUAUGAGUCACAGUUAAAAUAGUCCCCCCUUGUAUCCUCCUCACUCUCUGCCAAUCUGGGGAGACAGACUUUUACUGUGACACCUUCAUUUAUUAUUCAUCAAUAUGAAGUCCACAUCGCCUGGGACAGGAGAUGAAACUGAAAGUGGUUGUGUUGAGCAUGUGUAAAACUGUUCCAAGGACUAGCACCACCACCGUCAAGAACUAGCACCAGCACCACCACAAUACAAAUGGCUUGUAGUAUGCCAAUAAACUACAGAAGAUAGGUUAAAAAAAAAACGUUUUGUUUUGUACCAUUUUCUCUCCCUCAUACACAUACUCUGUUUCUCUCACACACAGACAGACAGACAUGAAUAAUUGAAAUCUCUAACAGGAUUGGGCAGUGUUAGGUCUCAUCUCAGAUUGCAGUGUUGAGUGUUGGUCAGAUUACAGGGAUUACAGAUUACACAGUGACAUAAUCCAGAACAAAAGGCGUCAGAGACGGGACUGUUAUCUCAUCUGGAACAGCAGGGACGGGGCAGUUUAAAACACACCCUACUCUACAGCACAGCUGUCUGGAACAAAGACGCUAGGCUCCACAGGGAGAGAGGUAUACUUUUCACACCUUAACAAAUUAACCCAUUUAGCUAUAAUUAAGCAUUUAUCUGCCCAUUUCAGUACAGAUGGCAUUUCACUCAGAAAAACAGAUUUUUUUUAAACAACAAACACACUCCAGAGGGAAAGAAUGAGAGAGUGAUAAAAAAACAGAAAGAUAAAAAAAACAGUUGCUGUUCUACAGCUUCUGGGAGGAGAGGGGGAUGAGAGAAAAAGAGGAGGGGUGAGGUAAAAGAAGAUUCCAGACUCCCAUUUGUUAAAAAUGUCUUUAUUCAUCCCUGAUAUAAAAACAAAUUGUGAAAAAUAGCACUGGACUUGUUAAACUCUGGCUGGUUUGACCCCAGUGAGUUUCCAUAGUGGGCCUAUAACACAUCAUACAGUCCAGAGUCAGACAGAGACAGUACAAGCAGCAGAAUCCAGAAAUGGCCUGGGACCAAACAGACAGUGUGUGUCAUAACGUACAUAUUGUUUAACAUUUUUCAAUUUCUUUACAAAAAUAAGGUUCUUGCAUUCAUGUCAAGUCAUAUAUUAAAAUCUGGUUAGAAAGUGAGAUGAACAAUCAUUAUUGUACAAGUUGAUUACCUAAUCAUUCAAAUCAAAAUAAUAAAAAAACGAACAAAUCAGAUUCUUCUAUUUUGAUUAAUACCUAUUAAUAAAUAUGUGCCUGCCCUAAAAUAUCUAUCUUGUAGUAAAUGAUGCCAUAGAGAACAGAAAAGGAAAUAAGGAUAGAAUGACUUCAGAGAAACGAAAAAUAAUGAAAAACCCAUCUGAAAAAUACAAAACCCAAAGCAAAUCAAACGUGCAUUUUGGCUGGUCCCUUUGGGGACUUGGGGACUGACAACGGAGAGUUGUCAUGGCUGCACACUGUACUGACACAUCGUGUGUGUGUGUGUAUAUAUACAUAUCAAAUGCAGAGACAUGGGUAGUCAUUUCUAUCCCUUAAAAACGUUUCACAUUCAUUUGCAGAGAAAACCUAUCCUACCCCUGUUACCAUGCAGGGGCCAGGAUGAUGUAGGCACUUGUGAAAUGACGAUGUCAUACAGACCACCGAGAACACCCAUGGGUCCUUUAAACAUUCUAUAAACGUUGGUUAAAUGUUCCUGUUACUUCAGGUAGUGGGUCUCAUUCUGCUAGCGUUAUAGUGUUACUUGCAUUAUACAAAUGACAUACAUAAACAUUGUAGAAAUGUUGGGUACAUGCUGCAAGGCUGGAAAAACAUUGAACAUUGGACCUUUUUAUAACAAUCAGACAGGAAAGAGCAAUACGCAACAAAAACUAAAAAGGAGUUGCAGGAAGAGCAACUCCAUAGAUAGAAAUGUAGAUCAGUUAGAUUUUAAAUUAACAAUCAUGUAUUACAGCAAUGAUGUUAACUAUGUUAAAUCUGUAAACGUAUAGCAAAGUCUUAAAUCCACACAUUCCCCAAAAA
Molecule: messenger RNA, 3379 nt
Organism: Oncorhynchus mykiss (rainbow trout)
Lineage: Eukaryota; Metazoa; Chordata; Actinopteri; Salmoniformes; Salmonidae
Product: heat shock protein beta-6
Source: RefSeq, a predicted model, not a curated record